CGUAUACAUUAACAUCUUUCAUGUAUUGCAUGAAUAAUAUUUGACGUCUUUCAUAUGAACAACGUUUGGAAUUAAAAUAAUAAAAUUUUCUGUUUGUGCAGAUUCAUUGAACGUAACAUAAAAAUGACUGACAAAAAUCUUAUUGCAAAACUUGCUAGUGUGCCUUUGGAGAAGCCCGGCUUCGACGCUCUCAAUAUGACCGCUCCGUUUAUGGUACAAAUGAACCCGGACGGUAAAUGGAAUAGUUGUAAACCAGAAAACUUAGACGAAGAACGCUUAAAAGCAGUCGUACAAUAUUUAGUGAAAUCGAAAGCAGUAGCUGCAGCUCAUAGUUAUUGUACACAAUGCACUUCCGGGAAUCAGAAAAAUGAUUCGAAAUCAAAUUACGUACCAGUCAUCAUGAUGCCAAUAUACCCAGCAGACCAAUGUCCAUUUGAUAUGGAUUGUGAAAUAAAAAAAAUGAAAGAUUCUGAAAUUAAGACUGUUAAAAAAGCAAAAAAAUUAAAAGAGGUCAAGGAUUCAGAAAAAAACAAUGAAAGUAAGAAGACGAAAAAACAUGGUUUUGUAUUGCAAAGGCUUACGGAUUUCGAUUUACUGUCACAGUGGUGAAAAGAGAUAAAUCAUUAUUUUCCA
This is a messenger RNA of Bombyx mori (domestic silkworm), 633 nucleotides long. RefSeq lists its product as uncharacterized. The record is from RefSeq and is a predicted model, not a curated record. Bases 124 to 609 code for a protein of 161 amino acids. The transcript has 3 exons. NCBI's taxonomy places the organism in Eukaryota, Metazoa, Arthropoda, Insecta, Lepidoptera, Bombycidae.